GGAGGGGUCGAGAUUUUUGGCGAUAACAUCGAUGUUUCAACAAUCCCAUUAUAUAAAUAACGGCCGUACCCUGUUCUAGUUUAUUCACUCACACCUACUUUCGUCGUGAAUUCUCAUCUGAUUCUUCUUGUGUUUAGCCAUGUCUUGCUACAGAGGAAAGUACGCUGAUGAGCUUAUUAAAAACGCUGCAUACAUCGCCACACCCGGCAAGGGUAUCCUUGCUGCUGACGAGUCUACUGGAACAAUUGGCAAGCGUUUAGCCAGUAUCAGUGUGGAGAAUGUCGAGUCAAACCGACGUGCUCUCAGGGAGCUUCUUUUCACUGCUCCAGGUGCUCUUCAGUAUCUCAGCGGUGUUAUCCUCUUCGAGGAGACUCUAUAUCAGAAGACUGCUGCAGGCAAGCCUUUUGUCGAUGUCUUGAACGAGGGUGGUGUCCUUCCCGGAAUCAAGGUCGACAAGGGUACCGUCGAGCUUGCAGGCACCAACGGCGAGACCACAACCCAAGGCCUUGACGGGCUCGCUGACCGUUGCAAGAAAUACUACGAAGCCGGGGCUCGUUUUGCCAAAUGGAGAGCUGUUUUGAAGAUCGGUCCCACCGAACCAUCCCAGCUCGCCAUCAACGAAAACGCCAACGGCCUUGCACGGUACGCCAUCAUCUGCCAGGAGAAUGGUCUGGUGCCGAUUGUCGAGCCUGAGAUCCUCGUCGACGGGCCCCACGACAUCAACAAAUGCGCCGAUGUGACAGAGCGCGUCCUUGCUGCUUGCUACAAAGCUCUAAACGACCACCAUGUCCUCCUCGAGGGAACUCUCUUGAAGCCUAACAUGGUCACCCCUGGUUCUGACGCCAAGAAGGUCGCCCCCGAGGUUAUUGCCGAGCACACUGUCCGUGCUUUGCAAAGAACAAUGCCUGCUGCUGUCCCUGCAGUGGUGUUCUUGUCCGGUGGUCAGAGCGAGGAGGAGGCGACACUCAACCUUAACGCCAUGAACAAGCUCCCCGGCAAGAAGCCAUGGACGCUUUCUUUCUCGUUCGGACGUGCUCUCCAGCAGAGCACUCUCAAGGCGUGGGCUGGGAAAGAUGAGAAUAUCGGCAAAGCGCAGGCUGCAUUGCUUGCAAGGUGCAAGGCCAACUCUGAAGCAACUCUCGGAAAGUACGAGGGAGGCGGGGCUUUGAGCGAGGGCGCGGCCGAGAGCCUCCAUGUCAAGGAUUACAAGUACUAAGUUGUCUGCUGCUGAGAAGAAGACCAAUUUGGUUUGGAACUCCUUAUCCUUUAGUUAAAACUGAUGUUUUUAAUAAGCUUCAAAAGAAACAUAUGAUACUCUUUGAGACUCUUGAGUUUUUUGGCUGUCGUAUUCGCCGUUUUGCUGCUCGUAAUUUACUUGUCUCUCCCGGAUACUGUUUUCCAGUAAUCAGGUGUGAUUGUUUUUACCUUGUGUUUGUUGUUAUAAUUUGAAUCGUUUUUGCUUAUGGGAUAUUAAAUGAAUUUUAUUUAUUUGUGUUA
Andrographis paniculata is the source of this 1497-nucleotide messenger RNA. RefSeq names its product fructose-bisphosphate aldolase 6, cytosolic-like. Gene Ontology annotation, biological process: glycolytic process; fructose 1,6-bisphosphate metabolic process. The coding region runs from base 140 to 1216 and encodes 358 amino acids. The transcript is spliced from 3 exons. Gene Ontology annotation, molecular function: fructose-bisphosphate aldolase activity. The record is from RefSeq and is a predicted model, not a curated record. Gene Ontology annotation, cellular component: cytosol. Lineage: Eukaryota; Viridiplantae; Streptophyta; Magnoliopsida; Lamiales; Acanthaceae.